Molecule: messenger RNA, 941 nt
Organism: Fomitopsis serialis
Lineage: Eukaryota; Fungi; Basidiomycota; Agaricomycetes; Polyporales; Fomitopsidaceae
Exons: 3
Coding region: 390-941 (183 amino acids)
Source: RefSeq, a predicted model, not a curated record
AGUCGUUGCACCUGCCGCUGGCUCAGCCUCACACAACGUUUCAACGCUGGCUCCCGCCCAAGGUUUACCAGCAUACUGUAACUUGGCAAUAGUACCCUUGACCCGCGAGUCGCUGGCUUGCUGGUGCCAUCCACACUACGUAUACAUACUAGUAUGCACUCGCUUAGCCUCCACACCAACGUAUUAAGCGUAUUCCGGUCAAGUUUUAUCAUGGCCAAUAUGUGACGUCCUGCUCUUAAUUCGACUUCAUGGCGCACUGAAGACUAGCGACGCUGCUAACAUGCAGUCGUCAGCCACUGUGUCAGCCAUCCUGGGCAAGAACACAUUCUACUGUUCUGUGUUGAUGUCCUUGAUCAUAGUACCUCACGCCAACGUUACUCAAGCGAACGAUGUCUGGUUCCAAGCACGAGCUCGCUCCGGGCGCCAUAGCUGGCAUCGUAAUAGGAACGCUGUUUGUCCUCAUCGUCUUAUCCGCUACCGGUAUUAUCCUUCAUCACCGGCGACAACUUGUAUCCGUCGACACGUCUCAUCUGUCCGCCGAGAAACCUGCGCCCCUCAGUAAGACCCCGCAACGACGUGCGAGGCGGGCUCCAUCUCGCAAAGCCGCGCCCAAGCUCUCUGUGGACCUCAUCAGCUCCCCUAUGCCUUUGGCGCGGGCCAGCCGCGACCCCGAGAAAGACUGCGGAGAUACCUCCGUGUCCACGCUCAACGUGGUCAUCUCGCCCUCGCUCCCGCGCAUCUUCAAGGUCGAUACGGAGGACGGAGAGGGCGCCGCAGUAGAAGUACGCAUCACUCCUCCGACACCUGUUGCCAGCCGAGGAGAUGUUGGCAUGCCGUCACCGACGAGGGGGCGGUAUCAAAGGAAGAAGAUAGCGUCGGGCGUCGGAUUGGGUAUGGUGCAUGUACAGAGCGAAGGCGAGGCGAAGUGGUGGGUAAUGUGA